Molecule: messenger RNA, 3205 nt
Organism: Spinacia oleracea (spinach)
Lineage: Eukaryota; Viridiplantae; Streptophyta; Magnoliopsida; Caryophyllales; Amaranthaceae
Product: U-box domain-containing protein 35
Exons: 10
Coding region: 423-2834 (803 amino acids)
Biological process (GO): protein ubiquitination; protein phosphorylation
Molecular function (GO): ATP binding; protein kinase activity; ubiquitin-protein transferase activity
Source: RefSeq, a predicted model, not a curated record
UAAUUCUGUUAGAAGAGUCGUUACCCGUUAUAAUAUUCCCGCCAAAACUACGAAAUAGUCAACUGUCCCCUGUUUGCCUUAGCAUUGAACUUGUUAAUUAAUUCCAGAAAAAUUCAUGGCAUUUUUAGAAACGACGUGCUUAGAUUUUAUCAUGAAAUACGUCAUUUAUGCCAUAAUUAUUCUUCCCUUUACAUAAUCAUUCAUUCUUCAGCAUCUUAGAAUCUUCGUUUUUUAGUUUGUUUGUUUGUAGACUACUUCUCUCAAGAACAGAGAAGAGAGAGAGAAAGAGAGUGAGAUUUUUUUGUCAUUUCUAAUAUCUGAUCUUAUAUUAUAAUUCUUUUGAUUCUGAAGAUUGAUAAUUGAGACAAAUCUUCUUCCAAUUUUGAUCAUUAUUAGGGUUUCUGAAGGUUAAUUAGGUUCAAAUGGAGCAAAGAGAUGGUGCAGAAAAUGGAAAAGGAUCGUCUUGUUCACGUGUGAUCAUGAUCGCCUUAAAUGGGGGUGCUAAAAGCAAACAUAUUGUAAGAUGGGCAAUGGAAAAAUUUAUACCUGAAGGGAAGGUUGCAUUCAAGUUGUUACAUGUAUUCCCUAAGAUAACCGGGGUCCCUACCCCAAUGGGGAAUUUGAUCCCUCUUCCACAAGUGCGAGAUGAUGUAGCAGUUGCGUAUAAGAAGGAAAUAGAAUGGCAGCGGACUGAAAUGAUUCUGCCAUUCCAAAAGGCGAUCAACCUUAAAAAGGUUCAAGCUGAACUUGUGUUGAUUGAGUCAGAUGAUGCUGCAGUCGGAAUAGCUAAGGAGAUUGCUCAACAUGGAAUAAAGGAACUUGUCAUAGGAGCAUCUUCCAAUGGCUUGUUUUCUAGGAGAGUUAAAGGACAAUUACUGUCUUCUGUGAUCUCAGAUUGUGCUCCAAAAUUCUGCACAGUCUAUGUUGUUUCGAAAGGAAAGUUAGAGGCUUUGCGUCCAUCAAAUACAGAGACGAAUGGGAACAUUGUAGAAUAUGACAGUACUGCAACCAACUCUACCAACAGUUCAUCAAGAUACACAAACAGUACAUUCGACCCUGGAUCGACCUAUUCAGAGUCUCCUUCUGCCUCUUCUCCUGGGGUCAAGCACCCUGAUUCUCUUUCCACUGUGAAACAUGGAUUUAACAACAAUUCAGGGAUGGAUUCAACUGAACUUGCUAGUUUUCAAUCCGCUAAUACAAGGAAUGUAGAUGAUGUUUCGAGCUCUAGUUUCAAGACUGUUAAUGCUGACAAUGAGUCCUGGAUCACAGAUCAAGCAUCCACCGGGAUAUCUCGUUGUGGUCAAGCAACUGCCUCAAGAUCCCAAACAGCUUCAUCUGAAACACAGGGAAAUAUCAAUAUAGAGCUUGAGAAGAUGAGAAUUGAAUUGCGCCACAUACGCGGCAUGUAUUCCAUAGCUCAAAAUGAAGCAAUAGAUGCUACAAGAAGGCUAGGUGAUCUAAGCAAGCUAAGGAAUGAGGAAGCAACAAAACUCAAAGAGAUAAAUGAAAAGGAGGAAAAAGCCAAAGAGUUGGCAAAAGUGGAAAAGGAGAAAUUUGAAGCUGCAAAAAGGGAAGGUGAUUAUGCCAGGGAACGCGCUCAUAGAGAGGUGAUGCAUAGGAGAGAAGCAGAACAGAAUGCUGCACGGGACGUUAAGGAAAGGGAGAAGCUUAAGAACGUACUUGGAGAUCCUGUGUACCAUUACCAGAAGUUUACAUGGGAUGAGAUUGUAUCUGCUACUUCCUCUUUCAAUGAGGAACUUAAGAUUGGUGAAGGAUCAUAUGGAUGUGUGUAUAAGUGCAAGUUGCAUUACUCAACAGUGGCUAUAAAAGUCCUCCAUUCUAAGGAGGGUGCCAACAGCAAGCAAUUCCAUCAGGAGUUGGAGAUCUUAAGUAGAAUCCGUCAUCCUCAUCUGCUUCUUCUUCUUGGGGCAUGUCCAGAACAGGGUGGCCUAGUAUACGAGUACAUGGAAAAUGGAAGUUUGGAAGAUCGUUUGUUUAGAAAAAAUGACACACCUCCCAUACCAUGGUAUGAGAGGUUUAGAAUAGCAUGGGAGGUUGCAUCUGCACUUGCUUUUCUUCACAAUAACAAGCCGAAAGCAAUAAUUCAUCGUGACCUAAAACCAGCUAACAUCUUGCUUGAUCAUAAUUUAGUAAGCAAGAUUGGUGAUGCUGGUCUUUGUACAAUGCUUAAUUUGGAUCCAUCUUCACUUUCCACUUUGACCUUAUAUAAAGAUACAAGUCCUGUUGGUACACUUUGUUACAUAGAUCCUGAGUAUCAAAGGACAGGACUUAUCUCCAUGAAAGCAGAUGUUUAUGCUUUGGGAAUGGUGAUUUUGCAACUGUUGACAGCAAAACCUGCUGUAGGCAUAACUCAUGUGGUUGAAGAUGCUAUAAAAGGUGGUCGUUUAAUGCAGAUGUUAGAUAGAUGUGGAGGAAGAUGGCCUCUGAAAGAAACAGCUGAAAUGGCUUUACUAGGAUUGCAAUGUGCUGAGAUGAGGCGUAAGGAUAGACCUGAUCUGAAAAACAUUCUUCCUACACUUGAAAGAAUGAAAGAUAUUGCAGAAAAGGCCCGUAAUUUGGUUGCUAAGAUCCUAGUUGCACCACCCAGCCAUUUCAUCUGCCCUAUACUUAAGGAUGUAAUGGAUGACCCUUGUGUAGCCUCAGAUGGAUACACGUAUGACCGUAGAGCGAUAGAGAUGUGGCUCAAAGACAAUGACACUUCACCAACAACGGAUUUUCCACUGUCAAGUAAAAACCUGAUACCGAACCACACUCUUUCUUACGCGAUUACAGAGUGGAAGUCUAAAAGAAGAAUACGAAAUGGUAAUAACUAACUCGUAAUAAAAACAAGUGAAGUUUCUUGUUCUACAAUUUUGUAGAUGCCCUGCCCACAACCUUAUAUACGUAACCUUUUCUUAUAUGUAUAUUGUAUUAAUCAUGUAUAAUUGUAUAUGAUUGUUUGCUCUGAUAUUUAAGCAACAAAAAUGGUCAUAAUUGUAUAGUAGAAAUAGCUCCUCUUUGUAACUGAAACCUGAACCCUAAUAACAUCUUGAACAUAACCAGGUAGCUUCUUGUAAACCUUUUAUCUUUGUGGGAAUUUGGGGGGAUUUUUCUUUUUCUCCCCAUGUGUAAGUACAAAGGUUGAACAAUAUGUUGUACAUCUGAAAUUUUUCUUAUAUAUAAGUUCUAAUUAGGUUCCUAUAAA